Didymella exigua CBS 183.55 is the source of this 1296-nucleotide messenger RNA. RefSeq lists its product as uncharacterized. The record is from RefSeq and is a predicted model, not a curated record. The transcript has 6 exons. The coding region runs from base 1 to 1296 and encodes 431 amino acids. NCBI's taxonomy places the organism in Eukaryota, Fungi, Ascomycota, Dothideomycetes, Pleosporales, Didymellaceae. Gene Ontology annotation, molecular function: cysteine synthase activity. Gene Ontology annotation, cellular component: cytoplasm.
AUGCCUGACUACACCAGGUAUUACAUUGCAGGAGCAUUCCUCGGCGGAGUGGUUUUGACUGCGGCCUACAAUCGACGGUUGACGAACUCUUCUGACUGCAAUAAUUCCCCAGACGCAUCAAAACAGCAGCAUAAGAUACUCGCCAUAUUGUCGAAGAUUAACGAUCUGGACACGCUGAAAAAGACAUUGGUGGAGCUGGAGAGCUCGUUGGUUAGAGGAGAAGGCGCUGGGGACAUCAAGGAGGGCAUUGAAGGCUGCAUCGGCAAUACUCCACUCAUCAGAAUCAAGUCCCUGUCAGAAUAUACAGGAUGCGACAUCUUGGUGAAAGCUGAAUUUCUCAAUGGCGCUGGCAAUAGCCCAAAGGACCGUGUUGCUUUAAGCAUCAUCGAAAAGGCCGAAGAGAAAGGUCUACUCAUCCCAAAUUCCGGCGACACCAUCUAUGAGGGCACAGUCGGCAGCACUGGCAUUUCGCUGGCUGCGAUUUGCAGGGCACGUGGCUACAAAGCGCACAUCUGCAUGCCAAACGAUAUGGCCGUUGAAAAGUCCGACAUACUCCUGAAACUAGGCGCUGAAGUUGAGAGGGUCAAGCCGGCACCCAUCGUGGACCAAAAGCAGUUCGUCAACCUCGCGCGGACGCGUGCAGCAGAACAUACAGCCUCCGCUGAUAAGCCAGGUCGUGGACUGUUCGCCGACCAGUUUGAGACAGAAGCGAAUUGGCGCGCCCACUUCACCGGUACCGGACCUGAGAUCUACGAGCAAACGGGCGGAUCACUCGAUGCAUUCGUGAGUGGUGCUGGCACCGGGGGAACUAUCUCUGGCGUUGCGCUCUUCCUGAAGUCUCGCCUUCCUGCUGUCAAGAUCAUUCUUGCUGACCCUCCGGGCAGCGGCCUGUUCAACCGCGUCAAGUAUGGAGUGAUGUUCGAUCCCAAAGAGAAGGAAGGCACACGCCGACGUCAUCAAGUCGACACCAUCGUCGAGGGCAUCGGCAUCAAUCGCAUCACCCACAAUUUUGAUGUCGGCCGAGAGCUUAUUGAUGACGCGAUCAGGGUCAACGACGACCAAGCGGCAUCCAUGGCACGUUGGCUAGUUGAACACGACGGCAUCUUCGUUGGCAGCUCCAGUGCCGUAAAUUGCGUGGCAGCUACGAAGCUUGCGACGCAACUUGGACCUGGUCACCGCAUUGUGACCUUGCUGUGCGACAGCGGAGCUAGACAUCUCAGCAAGUUCUGGGCUCAGACCAAGCCCGUCGGUGGCGCAGAGAACGACGUGACUCUCGAACAGAUUCUUAAUGCUUAG